This is a messenger RNA of Meriones unguiculatus (Mongolian gerbil), 1541 nucleotides long. It is a transcript of the gene Clec19a, whose product is annotated as C-type lectin domain containing 19A. The record is from RefSeq and is a predicted model, not a curated record. Lineage: Eukaryota; Metazoa; Chordata; Mammalia; Rodentia; Muridae. Bases 175 to 627 code for a protein of 150 amino acids. Gene Ontology annotation, molecular function: signaling receptor activity. The transcript has 5 exons.
CUUGUGUGCUGUGUUUAGAUGCUUCAGGAGUAGCCCUUGCCAUCUUGGGCCAUCUGGGGGACCCUUGGGCUGGUUAGGGGUCCUGCUGAUGAAAACCCUCUAACCUCAGCUUCCAAGCUCGCUGAGGCAAAGGCAGAAGGGAAACACCAGACAGCACUGUCAGAGGUGCCUCAGAUGUCCCUGCUGUGUCCCCUGUUCUGGACAGAGUUCAAAGGUCACUGCUACAGAUUCUUCCCCAUCAACAAGACUUGGGCUGAGGCCGACCUGCACUGCUCUCAGUUUACCAUUGGUAGGAAAUCUGCCAAGCUGGCCUCCAUUCACAGCUGGGAGGAGAACGUCUUUGUGUAUGACCUGGUGAACAGCUGUGCUCCUGACAUCCCGGCUGACAUCUGGACGGGCCUUCAUGACCACAGGCAGGAAGGGCAGUUUGAGUGGACUGAUGGCUCCCCUUAUGACUACAGUUACUGGGACAGGAGCCAGCCUGGCGAUGGCAUCCAGACAGACCCAGAAGAAGACUGUGUGCAGAUGUGGUACCGGCCCAGUAGCGCUCUGAGGUCCUGGAAUGACAGCAGCUGUCACAGGAAGUUCCCCUUUGUCUGCAAGAUCCCAUCUCCGAGCACUCACUGAUGCACUCCUGUCCCACCCUCCUGUCAUGAACUCAGGAGGUGCCUAGAGCAGAACUCACACAGAGUAAAUGUAGCACACACAGAAGGAGGAGGAACUCUGAGCAGGAACUCCCAACAGGGUCUCCUUAAUUAACCAGUGGCCAUGUGGCCAAGAGACAGCAGGCCAACUCACACAGGUCCCAGCUUCCUGAAUUCAACUGAAUGUAGCCAUCUCAGUCUGGUCUCCAGUUCGUGCUCGAAGUGGUCACUCUGACACAGAUGGACUGGCUAGCCCUGGUGAGGUUCAUGUCGGUGAGGCAGAGUGGAGUGGGAGUUGAGACCCUCUGUGGGGUUCUGGGGAAUGAAACUAAGCUGUUGGUGAGAGGGGAUGAGUUUUGGUUUUUGGUUUUUUUUUUUUCUAUUCACAAGAGUGAGGUUUAGUUGGACAGUGUCCAUGCAGGUAGAAAAAUUGGAUCCAGUUCUAAACUUCCCCCCACCAACCAAUAUGUGACUUCAGGUAAAUUACUUCCCCUGUGAGAAUACUGGUCUGUACAUGAGUGGGAAGGAACUAUGUUCUAAACAUCUAAGGAAUGUUGGCUUUGAGUCGGUGUGUGGGAGCUGGUACUGAUCUUAAUGCCAGUCAGUGAUGGGUCCCCUCCACCACCACCAUGUUUCCUUGCCAGAAGAGCAGGUUGCGUCCAACACACAUGAGAGGGUUUGGAGGAGCAAUUUCUUGUUUCAGAGACCAGCAAACAUUUUUCCAUAAAGGAUUCCACAGCAGAUUUUAAGAUCUGUGUACCUUCCGCAGCUGUGAAACUCUGCCUUUGUUUGGUAGAAGAUGCUACUGGGACUGUAUCUAAAAGCCUAAGCUUCGUGGAAUGCUCAUGUCCAUGCUAGUAACUCUUCUGUCACUGUGACCUGUUGCUGUAAUAAAUG